Messenger RNA from Pocillopora meandrina, 2408 nucleotides. NCBI's taxonomy places the organism in Eukaryota, Metazoa, Cnidaria, Anthozoa, Scleractinia, Pocilloporidae. The record is from the annotation of a GenBank genome assembly.
UUUUUUUUUGCUGGCGUGGGCGUGGAACGGAACGACUUUUCCGAUCCUCAAGAUGGAAAAGGAAUAUGCGACCGCCAAGCAGCGACUAUUAAAGGAGACAUUGGAAGAUAUGUAAACGAGGGCAAUGAAGUGGCAACAGCAAUUCAGCUCAAAACAGCCAUAGAGUCUGGUCCAGGAUCUUGCGCUAAGGCUAGUUACGUUACAUUCAACCCGUCAAGCACUCGGCACGUCAAAUGGGAUGGUGUAAGCUUACUCAACAACUUCAAGUAUGAGGAGAACGGAAUACGAGCGUGGAGGGCAUUUAAUGUGGGUCCUGGAAAGUUGCUACCGUGGUCUCAGUUUGAAGGAGUUUUGCAGGUCCCGGAAACUCUUGAAGUGGUUGAUCCCCCAUCGCAGAAAUUGAGUACUAAGCCAUCUUUCAAGAAGACAUUGUGAACAUUUCUCAGGUGCUCUUUCCUUAUACACACUAAGCAUCUUCCUGCAUUUUACGCAAAUUCCUUUAGAAAAAACAUAGUCAAACUCCCGUCAAAACUCCGAAAUUACCGAAAGGCGCGUAUUUUUUAAACACAAAAGUCUGAAGUUUUGUCGACCCACAGAAUAAAAUAACAAUCGAAAGUUGACUGCGCGAUAAGAGGUGAGAAGAAGGGGGGAGUAGCAUUGUGAUUGUGACGAACUGAGAGAUACUCAUAAAAAAUAGGAACUCAUUGUAUACAUGUGGGUAGUGCUGUGCACGCGCUGCGGACCUGUUUGUUUACGGACACCGGCACUCACUCACUCACUCACUCACACACCUGGCGACAAAGUGGGUAGGGCACUAUACAGUGCACACACUAAUAUAAGCGCAAUCCAUAAAAAAAUGAGAGACAUGAAAUAAAGGUUGUUAUAAAAAAAUUGGAUUGGACAACUGGAUGAAGAGAUAAGUAACGAAAUGUCCUUCAUCAACCUUACUUAUUUCUCUCCGUCGUUUAAACAAAUGAUUCUUUCAUAUAAUCUCAAGUCAUCAGAAUGAAUAGACUAAAAAUAAUUCAUUGGAGACAGUUUCUGUUUGGUAGAACAUCAAGUAGUUGGUUGCUUACCUGAACCCACAGGGACGAGCUGUUUUGAAAGCUCAAAUAUCUUCAUGGAUUGGAAUAAAUUUAUUCCUUUUUCUAGUGCGGGUGCCUUCCUAACAACUUCCGGGAUGGUGCAAAGAUUACCCGUCCUUCGCCUACCUAAACCUAACUUGGCACGAUGAACCGGACAGAUAGUCAUAUCCGAUAAAUUCGCCGGCUUUUGAAAAUAUCCACAUCUUGCCAAAAUUAAUUCUACCUCCGUUUCAAUUCCGGAAAAUUUCAACGACUUUUUGUGAUUUUUGAUAUCCCUGUUACACCGCGUGAGAGGCGUGACGGAAGUUGAAGAACUUGUGCGUUCGUCUGCGCCGCAAAUCCCACCAACAAUAUUCAAGAACGAGCAAGACAUCGCUGUUCUAUGAAGUUCCCCGACAAUAAACUCUGGUUUUAGAUGCAAUGUUUCACAGAUAAAGAUAAUUCGAUUUAUUUAUUUAAAGAACGAUGCAAUUUUCGUGAGAACAGGUACUUCUGAUUGGCUAUCGCCGGCAUAAAGCUUCUCAUUCUUAAUAAAAUCAAUUCUUAUCGUUUCAGUUUGAAUUGUUAUUAUGAUAUUUUCUUUUAUUUUUACUUCAGCAAGUUAACUGGGGAACCUGGCACAUCGUUGAGUAAGAUAUUUUAAAAUAAGACUUAUUGUAAAUUAACAGAUGUAAAUAUCUGUUUGUUACUGUACUAAUUGUAGCGAAGUCGCUCGUGCGUGACACAGAUUAGGGAGCGAGCCUGUCAGAUUUAAUUUCCGCUCGUGGUAAUUUUGGUGUUUCAUACCAUACCUGUGUAGACAAUAUUUUAAACAUCAAUAUAUAUUUUUAAAAGGUUCAAACCGCUAAGAAAGUAAAACCCUCGUGUUUUAUGUACAAACUUUGGCCGAGGAGUUAAUUUAUUCAAUUAAGUGCUUUGUUAUGUAGAGUUGUAGAUUUCAAAGGCGCUCAAUUGGAAUUUUAUCGAAUUUUGAUCGGCGUUCAUGCAAAAGUGCUACUAGAUCCUAAAGAUUUAAAACCGUAGACCUAAAAAUCAAUGACUGAACUGUCUUUGGUUAUAAUAUCAGAAGAUUUGAAGAACUACCGGUCACCUUUUUUCGUCGCUGAGUUUGGAUUACUUUGCAGCUUCGCGUAAAUGAGAAAAGUGUGUCUUCUUAAUCGGGUCUCAGUUCGCUCACAAAUAAGCAGAGAUAAAAAUAAUUCCCAUGGUUUGACUAAGGAAGAAUCGAUGUAUUCAAUUAUACUUAAGAAAGAUUCACAGCUAUGUAAACGUCUGUGUAGCGAGAAGCUGAAAAGUGUAAAAUUUCGAGUUUCCGCCAGGUGA